Molecule: messenger RNA, 2139 nt
Organism: Microthlaspi erraticum
Lineage: Eukaryota; Viridiplantae; Streptophyta; Magnoliopsida; Brassicales; Brassicaceae
Source: the annotation of a GenBank genome assembly
AUGGUAGGGACAAGCCUGUCCCUACAAGGAACCAUCUUCUCGCCACAGAGAUCGCCGCGAAUCUAUCGCCGCGAAGAUCACUUCGCCGCAACGAUCCCCUCCGCCAAGAAGGACGAGAGCCCUCCCCCGUCCGCACCACGCCGCUCAAGAAAAUCUUCCUCGAGCGACAAACCCCGCAGCUCGAAGAAAUCCUCCUCGAGCGAGAAGAUCCUCAAACUCAUGGAGAAUCUCGUCAAGCCGCUCGCCGACGGUUUCGAGUCAAUGCGAGCACAGCAGAAAAAGACUCAGGAACAGGUGGAAGCCCUAGCACGAGAAGACGAUGAAGAUCCGUCAAGUCCCACUGACGGAACAACCGCCCCGCACUUCAGGCGACUUACCACCCAAGAACUCGAACGGAUGAAUCGUCGCCUCGACGAGGUCGAUUCGAAAGUUCAUCGCGCCACCAGCUCAGCUCCGGAAUUGACGAAAGCACUCGCCGACACCCGAAGAAGCCCGCUCACCCGCAGGCUCCGCCAGAUUGAGCACGAGAAGAGUUCGACUCAAAAUCGACUCUUACACCGGCGAAGAAGACCCCAAGAAGUGGCUAACCGCGUUCAACCUCGCCAUGAGGAGGGAGAAAUACAAAUCUUACGACGAAAGGAGGCCAACUACUGUCAAGUAUUCGUCGAGCACAUGGCGAAAGAUGCCUUGACCUGGUUCUCUAACCUCCCCGCCGAGUCGAUCGAUAACUUCGACGACCUAACCAAUGCUUUUCUGAAGCAUUACUCCAUGCACAUGACCCGAAUCACUCGGAACAUCCGCGACACUGGCGACAUGCCCGAUAGCGUCCCGCUGGAAGCACUCCGCAACGGCCUCUGGUACGACUCCAAGUUCAAGGAGGAUUUGUCACUAAAACCCCCUGCGACUCUGGAGGACGCGUUCCACCGCUCUCGGAACUACAUCUUCCUCGAGGAGGACAAACGCUUCUAUGCCGAGAAGCACGGAGAUAAGAAAGCAGCCUUGUCGAAACCCGCAGAAAAAGCCGCGGAGGUGCGAAAAAGGUACAACCCCAAAAGAUCACUCCUAACAGCGUUCGGAGCAGCCGACGACGAGCCCGAACAAGAACCGCAUCACACCGAGACACUGCCAAUAGAUGUCGCAACAUCCGAUCGCGACGGUUCCAACAUGUUUUGCCGCCUCCACGGAGAUGGCGACCACUCUACGAGAAAUUGCCGGCGCUUAACUCGCGAUCUCCUCCGGAGGUACAAACACGGAGAACUACCACCGGUGAGGGGAGACCGCUCUCGCCGUAAAAGGAAGUUGACACAACCCGCAACACCAGAAGACACACCCGAUGACAUGACGGACUAUUCCGACGACCAUCAAGACAGCAGCAAGAAUCCUGAUCGACACCGGAAGUACGGUGAAUCUGAUCUUCAAAGAAACCCUAAACCGCAUGGGAAUCAGCAAAGACCAAAUCAAGCAUUCACUGUGCCCCUCACCGGGUUCACCGCCGAACACAUCUUCAGCGAAGGCACGAUCCGCCUACCUAUCCACGUCGGAGGAACGACCAAAACCGCUAAAUUCUUUGUCAUUAAUAGGCCAGCGAUCUACAACGCCAUUUUAGGCACCCCAUGGCUCCACGAGAUGAAAGCCAUCGUCUCAACCUUUCAUCAAUGUGUGAAAUUCCCAACGCAAUUAGGGGUUUACACACUAAGAAGGAACCAAAGAGCGGCAAGGUCAUGCUUCCUCCAUGAGCGACGACUUCGCCUCAGAGCGGCAUGCACCGCAAACGAGGAAAUGGACCCACGUCUACCAUACCACCAAAGGCCCAAGCCGGCCCUCGUCGACGAAGUCAAUAUUGACGAAGCACAUCCAGAAAGACGUGUCGGCAUCGGUGGCGACCUCGACGAAAAGAUCAGAGAGCAGCUGAUCAUAUUGCUCAAACGAAAUGCACAUCUUUUUGCGUGGUCAAUGGCAGACAUGAAGGAGAUCGAUCCAGCAAUCACAUCUCACGAGCUAAACGUGAAGUCCACCUACAAACCAAUGAAGCAGAAAACGCGCAAGCUCGGCACCGACAAAGCCCAAGCGGUCAGCGAGGAGGUGGAUAAGCUAAUGGACAAGCCGAGUCCACAAACAAGACUAUUGUCGACGGAUUGA